Molecule: messenger RNA, 4210 nt
Organism: Loxodonta africana (African savanna elephant)
Lineage: Eukaryota; Metazoa; Chordata; Mammalia; Proboscidea; Elephantidae
Gene: JRK
Product: Jrk helix-turn-helix protein
Exons: 2
Coding region: 1239-2909 (556 amino acids)
Cellular component (GO): nucleus
Molecular function (GO): DNA binding
Source: RefSeq, a predicted model, not a curated record
GGCCCCCGAAAACGCUCUGCUGCCCGCCCCUCCUCAGCCCGGAGCUGCGUCCGAACUGCUGGUCGCCACGUCCUUUCCCGGGCUCCCGAAGUCGAGGACAGUCGCCAGCCGCAAGCCUUACCGCUGUGCCUGGCUUUGACGCCCCGAGUCCGGAUCCUUCUCGGGCGUCGAUGCUGUUCCCCAGGCGAGCGCGCUGAGACGGUGCCGCCCCUCCUUUUUGCCCCAAACUGAGCUUCUCCCCCAAACAUGGCCUCUGAAAUAGGAACAUAGACAAGCCUAUUCGGAACCCCAAGACCUCACCCUGCUUCAGCGUUGCUUUCGCCCAAAUGUCUGGAACCUCUCCGCAAAGAAAAGGAUUUGUUUUUUGUAACUGCCACGCCCUCCUCCAAAAAAAACUCAGCUCUAAGGCGCCCUCCUUGCAAAAUGCGGGGUCCUGAUGUUUCUGCCCCGUACUGAACCCAAAGCCCAAACCAAACCGGUUGCCGUGGAGUCGAUUCCAACUUGCAGCGACCCUGUAGGACAGAGUAAAACUGCCCCAUCGUGGUUUCAAGGAGCUGCUGGUGGAUUCGAACUGCUGAGCUUUUGGUUAGCAGUCAAGCUCUUUAACCACGGCACCCCAGGACCCCCCAAUCCUUCUCGCCCUUCAAGACUCUCAAAUUCAUCUCCACCCCAGUCUCCAGAGUAUUUGAUUUUUGAACAGUUCUCCGUGCUAUUCUCCAACACACACCACCACCACCAUGGAAAGUUCAUAAGGUGCUGUGCCUGUGAGACCACACCGUGGGCUUGAGGAGAGUCGCCCUUGGUGGAUACAGAAGAACCUUGACUAGCCAGAAACCCGUCAGCUGGGGACUGGCCACUGCCUUGUCGGUUUUGAGGGGAGAAGCUGCAGGCCAAGUCAGGAGAGCUGCCGCCACCACCUGCAGAGAAGGCAGGCAGGUCCGAGGGUGCAGAGAAGUCCAGGGGUGGCCUAUCACUGGGCACCUGGCCUGCAGGGAAGACCUGGAGCAGCCCCUUUGCCAGAGGCCAAGGCCGCGCGUACCGGAGUGCGGAAGACAGGGAAACUGAGGCGUGGGAGCCAGGAGGAAGCAGUGGCUGGGUGGGCAGAGGGUCCGAGAGCCUGGGGCAAGAAGGGGAGCAGGAGGACAGGAGGAGGGGUCAGAAGCCCGCUGGGACUGGCGGUGGCUUGUGGCAGCCUGGCUGGGUGUUUCUCCUCGGUGCCGGGACUGGCCAGCCCCCACAUGGCCUCCAAGCUGCCCACUGGGAAGGUCCGUGGGGAGAAGCGGAAGCGGGUGGUGCUGACCCUGAGGGAGAAGAUGGACAUCUGUGCGCGCCUGGAGAAGGGUGAGAACCGGAAGGCGCUGAUGCAGGAGUACAACGUGGGCAUGUCCACUCUCUAUGACAUCAAGGCCCACAAGGCCCAGCUGCUGCGCUUCUUUGCCACCUCCGACUCCAACCAGGCGCUGGAGCACCGGCGCACACUGCACACGCCGAAGCUGGAGCACCUGGACCGCGUGCUGUAUGAGUGGUUCCUGGUGAAACGUGCCGAGGGUGUGCCCAUCUCAGGCCCCAUGCUCAUCGAGAAGGCCAAGGACUUCUACGAGCAGAUGCAGCUCACCGAGCCCUGCGUCUUCUCUGGCGGCUGGCUCUGGCGCUUCAAGGCCAGGCACGGUAUCAAGAAGCUGGACACGUCCAGUGAGAAGCAGGUGGCCGACCGCCAGGCCGCGGAGCAGUUCUGUGGGUUCUUCCGAAGCCUGGUGGCCGAGCACGGACUGUCCCCUGAGCAACUGUACAACGCGGACGAGACAGGUCUUUUCUGGCGCUGCCUGCCCCACCCCACACCGGAGGGGGCCCCUGGGCCCGGCCUCAAGCAGAGCAAGGACAGGCUGACCGUCCUCAUGUGCGCCAACGCCGCAGGCUCCCACAAGGUCAAGCCCCUGGUGGUCGGCAAGUGCAGCGGCUCCCGGGUGCUCAAGGGCAUCCAGCACCUGCCCGUCGCCUACCAGGCGCAGGGCCACGCCUGGAUGGACCAGGAGAUCUUCUCUGACUGGUUCCACCAUGUCUUUGUGCCCUCCGUGAAGGAGCACUUCCGGACAGUGGGUUUGCCCGAGGACGGCAAAGCCAUCCUGCUGCUGGACAACUCACGGGCACACCCGCCCGAGGCCGCGCUGGUCUCCGACAACAUCUUCACCAUCUUCCUGCCUGCCGGUGUGUCCUCGCUGAUCCAGCCCAUGGACCAGGGCGUCCGGCGGGCCUUCAUGAGGAGCUUCAUCAACCCGCCCGUCACCCUGCAGGACUUCCACACCCGCUACAGCAUCCAUGACGCUGUCUUCAACGUGGCCUGCGCGUGGGGCGCUGUCCCGAGCGCGGUUCUGCGCCGUGCGUGGAGGAAGCUGUGGCCUGCCGCCGUGUUUGCCGACGGCUCCUCCGAGGAUGAGGGAGCUGAGCCCGCACAGACCCAGCCACAGAGCAAGACUCUGGCCCACAUUAUCGAACUUGUGAAGGAUGGUCCCCCGCACACGGGCAGCAGGCUCCCUAGAAGUGAGGGCAGAGAGUGGGCAGCAGCUGGGAAGGAGGUGGAGCGCGGCGGCGCCCAGGCCGUCUGGGAUUCAGCAAAGGGCAAGGGAGCUGGCCCAGAUGGCGGGGGUGAGGGCUCCUGGGAGAAGGCCGCCGCCUCCUUCGAUGUCAUCCUUGACUUUGCAGGGGCGCAGCCCUGCUUCACCCCCCAGGAGCUGGGCCAGCUGCACGCGCUGCAUGCGGCCUUCACGAGGCAGAGGCAGGUGAGGAGGAAGCACGGCACCCUGGCAGCUGCAGUCAAGACAGAAGUCCCCCAGGGAUGCCCCAGGGCGUGCACGGCCUCCACGCAUUCCCCUCUGCCGUCCACAUCUGCAGCAGCACAUGGCGACAGCUGACACGCACCCCAUGUUUCUGCCCACGAGCCCCUGUGGAGCGGGUGCCACAGUCAGGUGUGGGUGUGGCUCUGACCGCUCCCUGAGGUGGCGGGCCCCUCGGAUGUUGCAGGGCUCUGCCACAAGGGUGAGCGCUGGCCCGAGCAGUCGCGGUGACUCAGCGGUCCAUCCCCCGCGUCGUCCAGUUAAUAGAGGUUUUACUGUGUAACUGUCGGAUCAUGUGACUGAGAAGAGCCCACUCAAACCUGAAACGCACCAGCACCUCACCCUGCUGGAGCCGAGGGCUGGACGGGCGGGUCUGGGUCUUCACCCUAGGGUUCUGACCCCCCGAGCCUGGCUGGAGAGGAGAGGAAAGCCACUCCUGGCCUGGCAGCAGCCACACCGUGGGCACUUCACUGCCUCACCAGGCCCCCCAAGGUUCCUCUCACCCUUCAGAGAGCUGGGCCUGCUUCCGGGUGCCACCCCUGAGCAAGGUGCCCGAGGGCAGGCUGUGGGGCCUGGUCUCCAGGGUUCGUCACACCAUGUGCUCACCAACAUGUGCCCACUUCAGUCAUGAGCUGAUGCAGCAGCUGGAACCAUCUGGAAGGUGGGUCCAUGUGGCCACAGAGCCCAUCCCUUAGGGUCUGAUGCCAGGAUGCCCACAGGCCACACACCGACGUGGUGCUGCUGCUUCCUGGCAGAGCAGAGCUGUUGGGCUGGACCCUACUGUUCUGGGGGAGUGCCGCGAGAGAGCCCACAGGCCUGUCAGCAUCAGGCUCUGUGCAGGCUGUUGCCCAGCGACCACAUUCCCCACAAUCCGCACUACGGCCUUUUAGUUAACAAAUUUCAGCCAGACAUUCAGAGACCUCAGGUUUCCGCAAAAAUCCCUGAGAAACAAAGACACACUGCUUAGGCUGCUAGCAGAGUCUGAGCCCUGACUCUCAGCUGUGUGCACACUGUUGUCCUUGGGGGGACGUGGGCCACUUGUAGAAAGACAUGAUCAUUUUUCCCGGAUCGUGGCGCUGGCUCAGCAUUACGUCACUGCCCGCCUGGAGCUGUGACCACAUGCAGCCCCGUGUCAGAGAGUGGCCUCCUAAGUGUCCCAGGUGGGUGUGUUCUGUGUUCUUCCAUGGCUUUACCUUUGAGCUCCAGCCCCUGAAUUCCCAUCACGACAACUAUGUUCCUGCGUUUGCUCCUGGCCACCGAGGCCUUUGUGAGCGUCGGCAGGACGGAGGGGGGUGUUAGGCUGGCAGCCAGCUAUGUGGCAUCUCCUUGUCUUCACAAGUGUCAAGAUGGUGACACUGAAAUACAACCGUGCUGUGGAA